ACUCACACACAUAUACAUACAUAUAUAUAUAUAUAUAGAUAUAUAUCUUUUGGGGUUAAUAAAUUUGAUAUUUUUUGGGGUGAGACUAAUGGAAGAAGGGAAAUUAGAAGGCGGGCUGACGGUGCGGGGCCGAGUUGAGAUCGACACACGGCAGCCAUUUCGUUCGGUGAAGGAGGCUGUGAUGUUGUUCGGAGAAAAAAUAUUGGCCGGAGAAGUAUAUGGCAACAAAUUCAAAGAGCUGCAAAAGAUGGCUGCCGGCGACGGGCAAACAGGGCAGCAGCCGGCAAAGUUAGGGGCGGUGGCGGCCGAGCUAGAGGAGACGAAACAAAGCCUACAGAAAGCAAGAGAAGACAGCAACCUAAUGGCACAUUGCCUCACUUCUCUACAACAAGAACUCGAACACACCAGAAAGGAGCUUCAACAGCUCAAGUCCAGAUCAAAGACAAUCGAUCAGCCAGAGAUCGAGGAGAUCAAGUUUGUUGAGAACCCGAAAAUGGUAGUGGAAGCAAUCAAAUUCCCCGAGAACAAUGGGGUGCCGGCAGUUCUUGAAAAGAAAAGAUCAGUUAAGUUUGCAAGCCCCCCGAUGCUGACAAAAGUGAUCGUCAGCAAAGACGGGCAAGAUAGGGAAAAGGGGCUCAAAUUGUCCAAGAAGACGAAGAAGAAGCCCCUCGUUCCAUUGCUAGGAGGGUUGUUCGGGAAGAAGGGAACCAAAGAGUGAAGUAUGGGAGGUAAGUAUAUACACAAUAGACAUGUAAACACACCUAUUAACUUUCAUGACAAGAAAUGUGCAAAACUUUAAAAGGUUUGGAAGUAAUAAUGAAUUGAUGAUUGUAUUUUUUCAUAGUAGCCACCGAAAUCCCCUUUUUCUCAUGUAGCUUUGUUCCAUGGAUUUGUACAAAUUUAAAAAAGGAAUCUAAAUCUAUAGGGGAUAAAGAUAUUUCCUACAAAAAAACAAAUAAAUCGACUACCUAGAUACAAAACCUAUUAUUCAUUCAAAAGAAAUUUAAAAUCGCAAAAAAAAAAACACUUAAAUACAUCCGAGGAUAGGGCAGAGAUCACU
Messenger RNA from Andrographis paniculata, 1060 nucleotides. Its product is annotated as WEB family protein At3g51220-like. The record is from RefSeq and is a predicted model, not a curated record. The coding region runs from base 89 to 718 and encodes 209 amino acids. The transcript has 2 exons. NCBI's taxonomy places the organism in Eukaryota, Viridiplantae, Streptophyta, Magnoliopsida, Lamiales, Acanthaceae.